Raphanus sativus (radish) is the source of this 1148-nucleotide messenger RNA. RefSeq lists its product as uncharacterized. Bases 181 to 942 code for a protein of 253 amino acids. The transcript has 4 exons. NCBI's taxonomy places the organism in Eukaryota, Viridiplantae, Streptophyta, Magnoliopsida, Brassicales, Brassicaceae. The record is from RefSeq and is a predicted model, not a curated record.
UGAUCAAAAAAAAAAAAAAAAGAGAGAGAGAAGAGCCUAGCCAUUACCCAACACCACAACAAAGCCUUCUCCUUAUUUAUCUUUAUAGUUUUCCAAGUCCGUGUAAGAAAAAAAUAAAAGGUUUGUUCCUUCUUUGGUGCAAACCAAAAAAAGGUAAAGAAUCUUUUUUCUUAUACGACGAUGAGGAUCCGGAAGCGACAAGUGCCUCUUCCUCUUUCGUCUCUCUUACCUGUUCCUCUCUCAGAUCUCUACUCUAACCGUUCCCCGACGGCCGCCGCUCGUUACUUUUACGGCCAAGACAUAGAUGGAGGAGGAGGAGGUUCUCCUUCUCUUCUUCAGCUUCCGACGCCGCCGCCUGAUAGGCUGAUUCAGAGAGAUGUGACGAGGAAGGAGGAGGACGAGGAGAAAGCUUUGGAUGAUGAUAAUGAUGUAGACGUGAAGAAGAGAUGUACAGUUGCAUCGGGCAGCAAGAAGUACGUUAAUCCCCAAGGAGAAUCCGACUCUUCAACACGAGUUACGUUGAGGAAGAGAAGAGGCUAUACAAGCUUCGAGGAGCAAGACGAGGAUGAGGAGGAAGAAGAAGAAGCUAAUAAAGGGAACAAGAAGAAGAAGAAGAAAGGGAUGAAAAAGAGCAGUAGUGUGUUAGAGGAAGGAUCAAGGUGCAGCCGCGUUAACGGUAGAGGAUGGAGAUGUUGUCAGCUAACUCUUUAUGGCUAUUCUCUCUGUGAGCAUCAUCUUGGUAAAGGAAGGGUGAGGAGCACGAACAAGAGUUCUGGCGGCCAGAAAAAGGAAGUGAAGAAUAAGAAGAAGAAGAGAGUGAAGCUUGGGAUGGUAAAGGCGCGUUCCAUAAGUAGUUUGCUUGGACAAACCAGCACAAGCAGUGGAGUUGCUAAUGUUGAGAGUGAGAUAAGUGCACCUGCUGAUGAUCAGUUUGAUGCUUAAUUAUGAUAAGUAAGUCUGUCGAUCAGAUAUGUAUAUGUUUAGGUACAUGAUGACUAGCUCUAUGUAUCAGGUGUGUGAACUGGUGAACAUUGUGUGUGUAGAUUGAUCGCGAUCUUAAUGUGGUUUGCUCAAGGUCAUAAAGUCAUAAUGAAAACAUUGUUAUUAAAAAAUCUCUAAGUAAUGAUGAAAAAAAUACUUAACUUUAA